Messenger RNA from Exophiala aquamarina CBS 119918, 2436 nucleotides. Its product is annotated as phosphoketolase. The record is from RefSeq and is a predicted model, not a curated record. The transcript is spliced from 2 exons. Gene Ontology annotation, biological process: carbohydrate metabolic process. NCBI's taxonomy places the organism in Eukaryota, Fungi, Ascomycota, Eurotiomycetes, Chaetothyriales, Herpotrichiellaceae. Gene Ontology annotation, molecular function: aldehyde-lyase activity. The coding region runs from base 1 to 2436 and encodes 811 amino acids.
AUGGCACCAGCCGCUGAUGUGGAUGUCGAGGUGAAGAGCAUCUCGCCCUUUGGCAAAGCUCGUUCAACCGUCGAAGGUGCUCCUCUAACCAAGGAGGAGUUGAGGCUUACUGAUGACUACAUGAGAGCCAGUUUGUAUCUCUGCUUGGGCAUGAUCUACUUGAAGCAGAACCCACUGCUCAAGGAACCAUUGAAAACCGAGCACCUCAAGGCUCGUCUUCUAGGACAUUGGGGUUCAGACGCAGGCCAGGUUUUUGCCUACGUCCAUUUCAACAGACUCAUCAAGAAAUACGACAUCGACGGGCUCUUCGUUUCUGGCCCUGGCCACGGUGCCCCAGCAGUCAUCUCGCAGUCCUAUCUCGAGGGAGUAUACAGUGAAGUCUACCCAGAUAAGUCCGAAGACGAGGAAGGACUUCGGAGAUUCUUCAAGCAGUUCUCAUUCCCAGGUGGUAUUGGAAGCCAUGCCACUCCAGAAACUCCUGGUAGUUUGCAUGAAGGCGGUGAACUCGGAUACUCAAUUUCACAUGCUUUUGGAGCUGUUUUCGACCACCCCGAUUUGAUUGCCCUGACCAUGGUUGGUGACGGAGAGUCCGAAACCGGUCCUUUAGCCACGAGUUGGCAUGGAACGAAAUUCCUCAACCCAAUCACUGACGGAGCCGUUCUGCCCGUGUUGCAUCUGAAUGGCUACAAGAUCAAUAACCCCACCAUUCUCGCCCGUAUUAGUCAUGAAGAGCUGACGGCUCUUUUCAUUGGUUAUGGAUGGACCCCAUACUUCGUGGAAGGAAGUGACCCUGAAUCAAUGCACCAAGCUUUUGCUGCCACCCUUGAAAAGGUUGUUCUGGAGAUCCGAGAAUACCAGAAGAAAGCACGUGAUUCUGGCAAGGCUUUCCGCCCUCGCUGGCCAAUGAUUGUCCUCCGAAGCCCAAAGGGUUGGACUGGCCCGAGGACCAUUGAUGGUCGAUACCUUGAAGGUUACUGGAGAUCACAUCAAGUCCCCAUUCCCGAUGUUGCCGCCAAACCAGAGCAUCUUAAGAUCCUUGAAGACUGGAUGAAGAGUUAUACGCCUGAAAAAUAUUUUGGCGAAGACGGCAAACUAAUUCCCGAGUUGAAGGCAUUGGCCCCCUCGGGAAACAAGAGAUUGAGCGCUGCCCCAGUGGCCAAUGGUGGACUUCUCAAGAAACCCUUACAGCUCAACGACUUCCGCAAGUACGGACUUGAUGUCAAGAAGGGCGGUAUUACCAAUGGACCUAGCAUGGCCAAUAUGGCGAAGUUCCUUCGUAAUGUCAUCGAAAGAAACCCCACAAACUUCCGGCUCUUUGGACCUGACGAGACUGAAUCCAACAAACUGGCUGAAGUGUAUAAAGCAUCGAAGAAAGUCUGGCUCGGAGAAUAUUUCGACGAAGACGCUGAUGGUGGCAACCUUGCCAUGGAAGGCCGGGUUAUGGAGAUGCUCAGUGAACACACCGUCGAAGGCUGGCUCGAAGGCUAUAUCCUGUCUGGAAGACACGGCCUGCUCAAUAGCUACGAACCCUUUAUCCAUAUCAUUGACUCAAUGGUCAAUCAGCACUGCAAGUGGAUUGAAAAGUGUUUGGAGGUGGAAUGGCGUGCGAAGAUUGCAUCACUCAACAUUCUCUUGACCGCAACAGUCUGGCGACAAGACCACAAUGGUUUCACGCAUCAAGACCCUGGUUUCCUCGAUGUCGUUGCCAAUAAAUCACCUGAAGUUGUUCGUAUCUACCUUCCUCCCGACGCAAACACACUGCUGUCUGUUACAGAUCAUUGCUUGCGAAGCAGCAAUUAUGUCAAUGUGAUCGUCGCAGACAAGCAAGAUCACCUUCAAUAUCUUGAUAUGGAAGCAGCCAUCGAGCACUGUACUAAGGGUGCUGGAAUAUGGGACUGGGCCUCCAACGACCAAGGCCAAGAGCCAGACAUUGUCAUGGCUGCAUGUGGUGAUGUGCCAACCAUGGAAUCUCUUGCAGCGACAGCCUUGCUUAGGGAAUACCUUCCCGACCUGAAGAUCCGUUUCGUCAACGUUGUUGACCUGUUUAGACUCAUUCCUCACGGCGAGCAUCCGCACGGCAUGACUGACCGCGAAUUCAUGGCCAUUUUCACGGACGACAAGCCGGUCAUCUUCAACUUCCACUCGUAUCCAUGGCUCAUCCAUCGUCUGACAUACAAGAGAAAGGGACAGCAUAAUCUGCAUGUGCGGGGCUACAAAGAGAAAGGCAACAUUGAUACGCCGCUGGAGUUGGCCAUACGGAACCAAACCGACAGAUUCAGCCUUGCUAUUGAUGCUCUGGAUAGGAUGCCUAAUCUUGGAAACAGGGGCGCGAGUGCGAGGGAGAAACUAUUGAAUGAACAGAUAAAGUGCAAGAACCAAGCUUUCAACGAAGGCAUUGACCCGAAACCCUUGAGGGAUUGGGUCUGGCCAUUUUAG